UUCAAGAUGGACAGGCAGUAUAUUUACACAAUAGGAACUGUGGCAGAGUUGGAUAAAUCGACAGAAGAAUGUCGAAUAAACGAGGCUACGGUGACGGAGCUUGACUUCGGCCGUUCAUCCCUAAAAUUAUCUACAAGCAAUGAUACGAAAAAAACAAAAGAAAACAAAUGUGAUGUUUGCAGCAAAGUGUAUAAACAAAAAAGUCAUCUGCUGCGGCAUAAGAGAUCAGCUCACGAGGAUUUAAAGUUUACCUGCUCUAUUUGCGAGGUAAGUUUCAAUAGAAAAGACAACUUUACUAGGCAUAUGAAUCAACACAAAGAUAACAAAUUCUCCGUGAAAAGAAAGCCGGAUGAUAUGAGCGACUCCAUUAGUAAGAAAGCUCAUAGGUUACUAGAGACUGACGAAAACGAAGGAGGAACACCGAACGACACGACUGACGAAGAAAACGGAGGAACAUCGAAUGUGGUACAUACCGGAAAGUGUGUAUGUUGUUCAAGAACAAAACCUUUAUUAUCAGGAAAGAGAUUAUGUGCGCCUUGUGGAGUUCAAGGGAGAAAAUGUAAUUGGUGCCACUGUCAUCUCCCAGAAGGUUUCCAUGGUGACGGUACUGAUGUCUGUGAUAGAUGCUUGAAGAGACGAGAAACUUGGAAAACUCGCAAUCAACGAGAUGUCGGUAUUUCCGCACUUGAGGGAUCUGCCCGGACUGAAGUGAUGGAACCUAGUCCAGGAAAUGUAUGGAACGUUCUCCAGUUUUUUAUGGACAAUCAAAUGACAAUAACAAAAAUAUUGGAAGAGAGGCUGCAAAACUCGAAAGGAUUAUCUGUACCUGAAGCUGAGCAGUGGCAGAGAUUUGUCAGAACUCCAAAGUUGUGGUGGAAGAGAAUGGAGAAUGAAUCAGAGUCGGGCGAUGAGAAAGAGAUGAAUACAAACGAUGAUGACGAGGAAGAGGAAGAUGAUGAUAAUGGUGCCUUGUUGGACCUCGAAGAUGACGAUGAUAUUGACAUGGAUGACAUCCGGCUAUUUGAUGAGGAAGAUUUAUGUGUUAGCGAAACUUCUCAGGAAAAUCAGGUCAUGCAAGAAGAUUGUUCAGGAACCGACGAUGAUGAUGAUGAUGAACAAGAGUUGUGUCCCUUUGACAAUGAUCUAACAACUGAUAAAAACAAGACUCAAAAUAAGAAAAAUUCAUCCGAGAAUUGCUCUAUAGGGUCAGUAGAAUGUGAUAAAUAUGAAUCUCAGGAAAUCUUUACCUCAUCCAAAGAUAGGUCAUUACCUCAGGGGGCAUCUCAAAAUGUAUCUUUGGAAAGAAAAGCAAUGUUCCAGCAAGAAACUGGGCAAAUUUUCCUCAAAGAGAAUGAAAGAAAGCAGCAACAUGUUGAGGAAGCAUCUAGGUCAGAAUCUGGUGUACAACAGGAACACGUGAUUACAAAAGGUCAAGGUUCAGGAACAAAAAAUAUACGAAGCAAUCCGAGAGAAUCGGCAGUUCUUAACGAGGAUCAACAGGAGUUGUCCAAGGUUCAAUCAGAUAUUGACGAUAUAAAACUGGUCAAACCCAAGGAGAGAAAAUCGCCAAGGAAAGCUAUUCGAGAAGCCGUCACUAUAGCAACCGGCCUUGAGUCAGAGUUAGGGUUGGAUGGAAGUGGCCUCAAAAUUAGCAGUCAAGCAACAACUGAACCCACAACACCAUCUAACGUGACCACUGAUGAACUCCCCAUAUCUGAGGCUAAUUCGCCCGAGGUCAUUGCUAUAGAUGAUCCCUCUCCUGUUUUAGAGGUAGAAAGUGACCAAUUUGACAUAGAGAGCGGACCACAUGGUGCUAAAAGUCGACAUAAGUGUUACUUAUGCGAGGUGACGUUCAACUCUAAGGUUAAUUUGACAGUUCACACACGUACAGUACAUUCAUACUACCCACAACUACCUCCUUGUGGCUGUACGCACUGUGGUGCUCAGUUCAAAUCGGAAGAAUUUGCCUAUAAGCACGAACAUGAAGUUCACAGCCUCGACACAGCAUGUGCAUUCUGUGGAAAGAACCAAUCGACUAAAGAAGCCUUGCAGACCCACGUCUGCAAUCACCUUCAACCCCUUACCUACCUCUGCAUGUUGUGUCGCGAAGACUUUCCCAGUGUUGUCGAGGCUGAGAAUCAUUUAAGCAAGCACAAGGGGGAAGUUGCCUUCUGGUCUGACUUCCUCAAAUGUAGACUUUGUGGGUCUUUGUUCAACAAGCGUGAUAAACUUUAUGCUCAUGUGAUGAAAGUGCACGAGGAUUUAUUUCAAGUUAAGUGUAAAUCGUGUAGUCAGCCUUUUUACUUGGAUUCGGCUCUGGCAGUUCAUCGCAGCGAUCAGUAUCAACGGCUCGAUGGUAAGAGGAUACGGGUUAAUGAUAACAUACCUAUACAAUUGAGCCUGACGAGCGGAAAAGUGUCGAAGGAGUCGAUCGACAUAUCAGAGGAUGGUAGUGUUGAAAGUCACAAUGAAGCAUGUGCUCUGAAAUUAAAAAAUAACGUCAGCAGUAGUAAACCUGUCAAUCAUCAGAAUCACUUGGAAAUGAUGUACCACCUGGGCCGACUGGACACCAAUGUAAAAGACAGUGCUAGUACUGCCAAAAAAUCUGAUGGUGCUGUGUCCUCAAAAUCAACAAAGAGAUCCAAUAGUGGCAAAAUUACAGCCAAACACAGUCUCAUGGCCAAGUUACUAGACAGGAAAAAUUUUCAGAAAACAAGUGAAACACCAAAGGAUGACAAAGACCAGGAGGCAAAGAAGAGUGACCCUGCCCUCAUACCAGACAGUUUAGAAAACUACUUUCAAAGAAUUAUGUUCCGUAUGGCAUCCAAUAUACAGGAACUUCUUCGAUAUAGCCUCACGAUUGAAGGUCAUGUUACUCAACAGUCCCAUCAGUUCCUCGCCAAAGUGUACGAUCAAAAGUUCAAGGUUGUGAUGGUAUUGUGGACAGAACUACAAGGUCUGACGCAGGCAGUGAAAGCAAAUGUUUUUGCCAAAGGAAACAGUCUUUCGAAGGAUCUCGUUGACGAACUUGUGUUUGGCAUUUUGAAAAAUGUGCAUUCGUUACGAAAGUCUAAAGUGGAAACCAUUUUGCUGAUGGGACAAUGCAUGGUGAAAUCUUUCCAGGAAUUAAUUAAAGUGAUGGUGGGCAGGGAUACCAUUGUUACACCCGGCCUUCAGUUGAUAGCUGUCAACCACUAUGAACAAUGGCUAGACUUUUUCCCUACUAUCAUAGACGGUCAGUGGAAUGUUUUCAAGGAAAGCGCCACCAUCCACACGAACAACAAGAACAAGAAAGUUUUGGAGACAGUGGGGAGACUGUGGCAUUCAAGAGUUACUCUGAACGAAGCAGUCCUUCUCAAGAGAGAUGAAAUAAAAAAAUGGAAGGAAGGUUUGCAUCCAGCUGCAAUGUCAUUCAGAGUGGAAGAAGAGGUGGAAGAUAAGGAAAAUUCAAAGCAGAUGCUGUUUAAAAUGACAAGCGAUACAGCAGUUUUUGUGACUGGAAGAAGUUCACCUGUAGCCAUUAGCUCUGUCGAGCCUGGCACCGAGGUAACAAUUCCUGUUGGUAAAUUACCACCAGAAAAACAAGGUCGGGCCUCGGACACGGUCAAUAUCUUACCCGGGACACAAAGUUCAAAUGCUGGGGGAAAAGCCAACAUGGUUUCUCCGGUAGCCCAUCUUCCAGGAUUUCUGGCCAACGACCAGCCCAAGGACAAUGAAUAUCGACUGGCCUAUAUUUCUGAAAGAUAUCUUCAAGACCGGAUUAGUCCAGAGAAUGUCCUAAAGCCCCAGCAACCAAUCAGUAUUGACCUUAUCAGCGACAACGAAGAUGAUGAUGCUGAGCACGAAAUUAUGGAAGAUAACAUAGAAUGCUCUGAUGAUGACAGCAAUGAAAGGCGGGAUGAAAAAUCACCUGACGAGCCAUUAAUGUUAGUUUGUAAGGACGAUGAUCCUGUAAAUGUUGAUACAGAUAAAGAUAUGUCCGAUCAAGUCGUGGAAAACUCGGGUCAAGUAACGAUUGUCACGAAUAAGGAUAUUGGUACCGAUCAUAUGGAACUUGACUGUGUCACUAUCAAACCAGAACCGAUGGAUUACCAUAAUACCACAGUAGACCUCUGUCUGGUGGAUGACGAUGAAGACGAUGAUUUUAAUGAGAAAAGCGAUGAAAAUGAUGAAAACAAAGAUCCUGUCUCCUUUGUAAUACUUGACUCGGAAAAUAAUGAGGAAAUCAAAAUUAUGUUAGUUGAGGAUGAUGAUGCUCCAGAAAUCAGGAGAGUAAAUGCAAAUCCUCAAAUCAAGCAGGAAAUCAGUUCAGAUUCUAGUGGAAACAUGGAAACCUCUGAUCCGGUACAAUCAAUUAAACGGGAAAGAACCUCACCAGAGGAUGAAGUACCCACGUUGACAAGACCACAGCCUGAUCUAAUGGCAGACAUUCCAGUAGGUCCACCAAAUAAAAAACUCAAGUUAGUUCAGGUUUUUAACGGUGCUACAAAUGAAGACAUCAAUACUCAUCUUCUUGAAGGGGAGAUCACUCCGCGACCUGCUUCCAUGCCGGAAGUGAAAACAGAAUCUAUUAAAGAAGGUUACCCAGAUCGUUCAGGGGAGACAACUCUAAAAGUGAAAAAGGAGCCGUUGUUAUCUAAUUCUAAUGACAUUUCACCUACGUCAGCAAUAACACAUACAGUCAUUCAUCCCAAGCUCAAACUUGAGCCGGUAGACUCAAGAAAUGUGGAUUCGUGUGCUAUAGCAGAAAAUUCAAUGGAAAGUUAUAAGUGUAAAUUACAGCAGAAAGAGGUUUCACAAUCAGACUCGAAAGUUGUUAAAUCUGAGCCUUGUGACACUCAACAGUCGGACUUAGUGGUUAUAUCGGAGCCUCAACCAAACUCCCAAAUUGUGAAAUCUGUGCUUUGUGACAAACCACAGUCAGACUCUGUGGUCAUACCGGAGUCCCAAUCGAACUCCAAAGUGGUGAAAUCUGAGCCUAGUGGCUCUCCAAAAUCAGACUCAGGAGUCAAGUCUAAGCCACAGUCGGACUCUGUGGUCAAUCACGAGUCCCAAACAAACUCCAUAGUUGUGAAAUCUGAGCCUUGUGGCCCUCCACAGUCAGACUCUCUGGUCAUACCCGAGUCCCAAUCGAACUCCAAAGUGGUGAAAUCUGAGCCUAGUGGCUCUCCACAGUCAGACUCAGGUGUCAAGUCAAAGCCAAAAUUGGACUCAGAGGUCAAAUCUGAGCCACUAUCGGAUGCAGAGGUGCUCAAAGCAUACUACGCCUACUCCUAGCAUAAGUGUACUUUAAUCAUUAGCCCUAUAGAUCAAAAGCUCAAUUAGGUGGAAAUCUCCGCUCACUUAUUUUUAGCGCAAUUUUCACUUGCGAUUGAGGAUACUGUCCAGUGUGCCAGUAUUGUUACCUAGAUUUCAAAUCAAUGGUAGUGGGGAUCAGUCAAGGUCAUAUUUACUGUUACUAAAAAUAGAUCUAUAGUAAUAUCUUGUUAACUUAUGCUAUACACAUUGUUCAUUUAUUCAUAUAACAGUAGAAUUUUUUGCUUUUAGAACUUUUGAGGUUACUUCAAAGAAGUCAUAAAUAACACCAUAUUAUCAAAUCAAAGAUGUCUGCCACAUCUUCUGUAAUUUUACAUACAAGAUAUUUUGUCACAUUAACAUUUUUAUGCCAAACCAAAAAAACAGAUAUUAAUAUAAGCCCAGUGAUGAGUUCAAGUACCUACAGUAACCUUCAUGUUUGUAGAAUCUUCAAUAACAAUUUAGCUGAACGUAUUUUGGGUGAAAUUUGCUAAAAUAAGAUCACCACUAAAAUACUUAAAUUUGCAGUAUCAAUUCUGAUUCAAAGCUGAGACCUAUGAAUUGCUGGAAUUCUUUUUCUCUCUUUUCAUACCAUAACCCCGUUGAAAUUUUUCAAGUGGUACAAUUCCGUGAAAACAAACACACAUAAUGGAUAUGGGUAUAGCUUAAUUGUAACAAGUACUUGUGCAGACUCAAAAUGCAGAGUUCCAAAGUUUCCAUCAUAUAUUAUAGAACAGUAAACAAAAAAUUGAUGUGUUUGUCCUUUUUUGAGCAAACUGAAUGUUUGAUGUGUCCCAAGUGGACUGACUUUGUUUUGGUUUUUUUUAGAAAUUAUGAAAAACUGCUGUCAGCCAGCCAUAAAAUUUCUAGACAGCUGCGCGCAUCAAUCUUCAUAAUCAUGUACCAAAAUUCCUAUGAACAGCCAUGCUUGGUCAAGACUUGUGCCAGCUACCAUGGUUUGCAUUUCCAGUUCAAUAGUUUCAAUCAUUUCACCUGGGAAUGCAAAAGCACCAGUAUUUUCCAAUCCAGUAUCAAAGAUGGCUACCAUGGUUUCUGAUUGGCUAAGGUCUGAUAACUUGUUCGUUUGGUCUUGUGGAAAUUGGUAUUUGUCAGAUAUUAGUAUUGCCCUUAUUUUGAAGUCUAAGGUUAUUGCCAGCACUUCUGCUUGACAAUGUUUGGAGUUAAGGUAAAACUCUGUACAGAUCACUCUGCCUUUAUAAUUCUUCUGUUUUGGAAGAAAUUUUAGGGUAGAUUUUAACAGUUUGAUGUAGUAACCUUGAGAGAAAAUGCAUACUUGCGUAGAUUUACUCCUGAAUUUGGGGCCUUAUUUAAUUAUUCAAACAUUAUCAUCGGUAAAACUCCAUUUGUCUUCCAAAAUUUGUAAGAUCCAGUUACAAUGAACUCCAGAAAAAGCACCUUCAAAGCAUAUAUUAGUUCUAAGGUAUUAAAUUUGGUAAAAGUUUAUGAAUAUAUUUUUCUUCAGUGUGAAAAUUUCAACAUGUGCAAUAACCCCCUGGAAAUUUCAAUAAGGUUGAAUUUAUGCAAUUGCUGCCAUGUUGCCAUGUAAAAAUAUAGUGUUUUAAAAGUCAUGAAUUAUGGUUGUGUAUAGCUGUCAUGUGAUGGGAGAGUUAACUCCCCUUCUGUAUAGUCUUAGGGAGUUAUCUCCUCCUUUGAUGGAGUUUUCUCCUAUUUUGUAUAUCCGUCAAAAUGGGGAGAUAUGCAUAUCAAUUACAGAUUACCAUGUGUUGAAUGUGAUAGAGAAAAAUUAAAAGAACUUGUGAAAUGAAUGAAAAUAAAACAGGAAAAAUUA
Molecule: messenger RNA, 7105 nt
Organism: Pecten maximus
Lineage: Eukaryota; Metazoa; Mollusca; Bivalvia; Pectinida; Pectinidae
Exons: 6
Coding region: 7-5277 (1756 amino acids)
Biological process (GO): regulation of transcription by RNA polymerase II
Cellular component (GO): nucleus
Molecular function (GO): RNA polymerase II transcription regulatory region sequence-specific DNA binding; DNA-binding transcription factor activity, RNA polymerase II-specific
Source: RefSeq, a predicted model, not a curated record